Messenger RNA from Notechis scutatus (mainland tiger snake), 721 nucleotides. NCBI's taxonomy places the organism in Eukaryota, Metazoa, Chordata, Lepidosauria, Squamata, Elapidae. The record is from RefSeq and is a predicted model, not a curated record.
AGGGAUCCAGGCCCCCUAGCCCCCUCUUCCUCCUCCUCCUCCUCCUCCUCGGGGGUCUCCGGCAGCGGCGCAGGCAGCCCGCGAGCCAAGGAGGCGGCGCGGUGGCGCGGACCUCGCCGGGCGUGCCGGCCCCGGAGCCUCCCGGCGCCCGCAUGUCCUACAAGCCCCCCGGGCCAGCGCAUUCUCCUUCCAGCAGCAUGGCGGGCUCGGGGCAGUACCGACACCUGAUUAACGACUACGGACCCCCUUCUCUAGGAUACACACAAGGAGGGCAGCAGGCCACCAGCAGCAACCAAGUCCCUCAGAGUAAAUACGCAGAACUCCUGACCAUCAUCGAAGAAUUAGGAAAAGAAAUCAGACCCACCUACGCCGGCAGCAAAAGUGCCAUGGAAAGGCUAAAACGAGGUAUCAUCCACGCCAGAGGACUUGUCCGAGAAUGUUUAGCAGAGACGGAAAGAAAUGCAAGAUCUUAAGAUCCCCUUCAAUCCCCUUCCUCUGGAAAAAUGCAGACCAACCCUUCGAACUGGCAAUUUUCUGCACGUCUUCUUCCUCGUUUGGCAUAGUUCCCUUUCCAAGAACCGUGGCCGAGAAUUUCGGUGUCCCAUUGAAUUCCUGCUCCCAUCCAGACGUUGUUUUUUUUGUAUCAUCUCACAAGCUUAAUUUUGACUCUUACAUUUCUGCACAAGUUGCCAUCCUGGAUUGAUCCAUCCGAAACAAAAAA